Messenger RNA from Xyrauchen texanus (razorback sucker), 5466 nucleotides. Its product is annotated as kinase suppressor of Ras 2-like. The record is from RefSeq and is a predicted model, not a curated record. Bases 480 to 3362 code for a protein of 960 amino acids. The transcript is spliced from 21 exons. Lineage: Eukaryota; Metazoa; Chordata; Actinopteri; Cypriniformes; Catostomidae. Gene Ontology annotation, biological process: protein phosphorylation. Gene Ontology annotation, molecular function: protein kinase activity; ATP binding.
CGCCGGGAUGCAGCCGAUGAUGGUCCAGGAGGGAAGUACAGGCACUCAAAUCAGACGUUAUCGUUAAGAGAUAUCACGUGGCUUUCUGUUUCUCCUGAAUCAUCAGUGACAAAGAUGUCUCAAUCUGUGUUGCACUUCACAAGCGCGCGCUGGAUCUAGCUGAUGCCACCGCAGAAAGGAUCUGAUUUGAUUUCUUUUUUUACUUCAUCCCUUCAACAUCUGUGUAUUAUGAUAGAAGCGGGAGUAUCAAACACAAACAGUGCAACCCUGAUGAAAACACUGUCAGGAUAUCCAAAAACUGACAACUAUGGAAUCGCCUUACACGUAGUUUUUCAUGAUCACUCACACCGUUAUUAUUAGAGCUACUCAAAUGUAAUUGACGCUCACCUACAUGUGCGUAACCUACUAUUAAAGUCUUCUAAUCUGAUCAGAGGAAAAAAGUAGCCUGCAUAUAGGAAAAGGACCACUGCUCACAAAUUAUGGACGAGGAGAACACUACUAAAAGCGACGAGCAUCAUUUGAGUUUGCAAAAAGCCUUGCAGCAGUGCGAACUGGUGCAAAACAUGAUUGACAUCAGCAUCUCCAGUUUGGAAGGUUUGAGGACCAAAUGUGCCACAUCCAACGACUUGACACAAAAAGAAAUCCGAACGCUGGAGGGUAAACUGGUGAAGUAUUUUAGUCGGCAGCUCUCUUACAAGUGUAAAGUGCCCUUACAGGAGCGGAAUGUUGAGCUGGAGGGAUUCCCGCGGCUGGGACACUGGUUCCGCAUCGUUAACAUGAGGAAAGAAGUUAUUGAGGAAAUCGCUCCAGGUGAGCUGACUCUUGAGGCUCUGUUGGACAUGUCUGACGAGCAGGUGUUGGAGUCGCUGCAGAAGUUUGGAGCGAAUGAUGAAGAGUGUGCUCGUCUUAAUGCCUCACUCACAUGUCUUCGAUCAGCCCACAAAUCAGACCAACUUGAGGACGACAAAUCACACAGUAAUGGAGGAUCCAGUGUUAACCUGUCCAAGCAGGAUUGGUCCAUUCAGUGGCCCACUUCUGAGUCGGGUAAAGAGAACACCCCAGUGGGGCCAGCAGACCACAGUCAAUGGGUCCGCCUCCAGCUCUCCCAGAGCCCCAAAUUGCACUCCCGCUACAGCCAGCACUUGUGCCAGAGCCCACAGGCACUGGCACCCCCUUUCUACUCCAAUCACCCACAUUCCCAGGCAGAUCGCCUAAACGUGGACCCUCACUCCGGCCUCUUUCCUUCCCCUUUGGAUACAGGACAUCACUCUCUCCCACCAUCCCCAAGACAGAGACACUUCGCCAACACUCCUCCGCGGACUCCCUUAGUAAUGAACACCAUGACCCCUCCAGGAACACCGCAGGUCAGACGCAGGAAUAAAAUGAAGGCCCCUGGAACGCCACCGCCAGCUAGCCGGAAGCUCAUCCACCUUCUGCCGGGGUUCACAGCCUUACACCGCAGCAAAUCUCACGAGUUUCAGCUGGGAAACAGAGUAGAUGAUGCACAGACACCCAAAGCAAAAAAUAAGAACAAGCCAUUGAACCUGAAGAUUAACGGCAGUGUGGCGGGCAGCUGUGAAAACCUGCCGACCCAGCGUUCUCCUCUCCACUCCGAUCACUCUCUCCGCUCCUUCUUCUUCCCCAAUUUUGUCCCUUCAACACCACCUGUGCACUCAGACACCCCAUCAGCAAAUACUCUGUCAGUUCCUCGCUGGUCCCCUCAGGUACCUCGCAGAGACCUCGGCAACUCCAUAAAACACAGGUUUUCCACGAAGUACUGGAUGUCACAGACGUGCAUCGUGUGCGGAAAAGGAAUGCUUUUCGGUUUGAAAUGCAAAAACUGCAAGUUGAAGUGCCACAACAAAUGCACCAAAGAAGCACCGCCCUGUCAUUUACUUAUUUACCACAGAGGAGAUCAAGGGACAGCUCAAGCUCGUCAGCUCGUCAGGACCGAGUCGGUACCAUGUGACAUAAACAACCCUCUCAGGUACGCCGACCUCCACAUUAGCCAGACUCUCCCCAAGACUAACAAAAUCAACAAGGACCACAUCCCUGUGCCGUAUCAGCCCGACUCAAGCAGUAACCCCUCCUCCACCACCUCCUCCACCCCAUCAUCUCCUGCUCCCCCUCUGCCGCCCAGCGCGACGCCCCCGUCUCCUCUGCACCCUUCCCCACAGAGCGCUAGACAGCAGAAACAGUCAAGCCUAACAGCAUCUCAUUACUACAAAUAUAAGCAGCAGUUCAUCUUCCCCGAUGUGGCCCCCGAGGUCCCCAGUAGGGCCCCGCAAGUCAUUCUACAUCCUGUUGUAUCUGAGCCUGGCACCAAAGGGAGUCCCUUGCUACAAAUUGAGAAUGAGGAAGGCAAUGAUGAAGCUGAGGGGUCUGCGGAUGAGUUCGAGGAGAUGAAUCUUUCCCUCCUCUCCGCAAGGAACUUCCCACGCAAGGCCAGUCAGACCAGCAUCUUCCUGCAAGAGUGGGACAUUCCCAUGGAACAGCUGGAGAUCGGAGAACUGAUCGGGAAGGGCCGUUUUGGACAGGUCUACCAUGGACGCUGGCACGGAGAGGUGGCCAUACGGCUCAUUGACAUUGAAAGAGACAAUGAAGAGCAGCUAAAAGCAUUCAAACGAGAGGUGAUGGCAUACAGGAACACACGGCAUGAGAAUGUGGUCCUAUUCAUGGGCGCGUGUAUGAGACCUCCUCACUUGGCCAUCAUCACCAGUUUGUGUAAGGGCAGGACCCUAUACUCAGUGGUACGAGAUGCAAAAGUCAGCCUUGAUGUGAAUAAGACCAGACAAAUAGCACAAGAGAUGGUGAAGGGAAUGGGCUACCUACAUGCCAAGGGGAUCCUUCACAAAGAUAUGAAGUCAAAGAAUGUAUUCUAUGAUAAUGGGAAAGUGAUCAUCACAGAUUUUGGCCUGUUCACAAUAUCUGGUGUUCUACAAGCAGGCAGUAGGAGAAAGGAUAAGUUGCGGAUCCCAAGCGGCUGGCUGUGUCAUCUCGCUCCUGAGCUCAUCCGUCAGCUCUCCCCGGAGACGGCAGAAAACCAGCUUCCUUUCUCCAAACAGUCUGAUGUGUUUGCCUUUGGCACAAUCUGGUACGAGCUCCAUGCACGUGAGUGGCCCUUUAAGAACCAGCCGGCUGAAGUCAUUAUAUGGCAGGUGGGGAGCGGAAUGAAGCCCAACCUCACUCAGAUCGGAACGGGCAAGGAGAUAUCCGACAUCCUGCUAUUCUGUUGGGCGUAUGAGCAGGAAGAGCGGCCCAGCUUCUCCAAGCUGGUGGAACUACUGGAGAAACUCCCAAAACGCAACCGUCGCCUGUCUCACCCAGUACACUUCUGGAAAUCAGCUGAGUAUGUCAAAUGAGCUAAGCUCAAAGCGCCUCAAAAGCUCAAAGCGCCUGUUUAUAAAACAAACAAAAACAUACAAUAAAACGCGAAACAAUCGUGAAGUAACAUUAAUGUUAAAAUGAAGACUCUAACCUAACCAGAGUCCCUUCUGGAUUGUGCAUGCAUUCUGCUGUAUUUAGCAACGUUUCCUAAAGGCAGUGAUCAUUUCGCAUACUCAGAGCACACAACUUCAUAAAAGGGAGAUGUUUUCAUUUUUGGCUUUUUUGAUCUGUUUUGCAUAUAUCAAAUGCUUGUGAUUUAUUUCUCAUUAUUAUCUUUCGGUGAAUGUUUUUUCUUUCGUUCAACCACAUAGUUUUGAGUCGACAAUGCAUUUUUAUAAACAACUGAAUCUGGUUUUAUUAUAAGUGAGUUUUUGUCUGUAUUGUUUUUGCUUUGUUUUUUAGUCAUGGAAUGAAUGUAUUUAUUUUAAGAUUUGAAAAAUGUACCCUUCAGAAUUCUUUUAAACUUGUUUAUUUUCUAUCAUUCACCGUGCACCAGUGUUUCACAGAAUUCCAUCAUGCCAUUUAUUUUUAUGUGUGGCCAUUCCAAUUACAAAGAUUUAUCGUAACAGAGGCGGGCGCUGAUUCCAAGAAUGUGAAGAAUGUUUCUCCCUUCCUGUCAAUUGUGCGUUCGCAGAAUUGCACCGUAAUUAAUGUGCCAAAGGCUUUGUCUCCGGAAGGCACCAGCGUAUGUAUAUUAUCGACACUUGAAUUGUAUCAUGCCUAACUGUGACAAAACAGAAUUACCUGGUGUAACCUGCUAUUCCUGAGCCUACGAAAAUGAAAAGGGAUAGAUAUAGCCAACUGUAUCUAUCACACUUACAAACCUUUUUAUUAUCAAUGCAUACUUAAGAAUGUUUUAGCAUAAUUUAAAGCUUUGCGUUGUUUGUACAAGGCUACACAUUCUUGUAUUGUAGAUAUGCGUAACUGUGCACUUUUCACCGUCACGACAUUUGUGUAUUAUUUCACAUCACAUCUCAUUAAAAUUACUGUUGCAUGUUGCAAGUUAUGGAGAGUCCAUGUUGUAACAGAACGCUGAUCAUGUCGAAUUGAGUGUGAAGGUUCGAAUUCAGUCUCUUUAAGUUGGUGUCGCUAGCUCGGUAUGGCUUAAAACGAAUCGCUAAAAUGCUUAUUGCCGUCUCAGCACAGUGCACUCUGGGUACAGACAAUCUACUCACAUGUAAAGCCAUGGUUUAUGGGUCAUAAACUUGUUCGCAAAACUUGCUGCUGCUUAUUUUCAAAGUGCUCAAAGUUUAUUUUAGGAUCACAAAAAUACAGAAAUUGUCAAGUGGGCGUUUAUUUUUGUACGGUUGACCGUUUUUACAUGCAUGAGUACAUUUUUAAGGGGAUCUGUUAAAUGUUAAGACCUCCAGAAUGGUAUCAUACAAAGUAGUUUUACUAAACUUAAUACAACAAAUUAAUGAAAUAAUAAAAAUGAUGUUAAAGUCUACUGUAUAUCAGGCCUAGCGAGGCACAGUUUUAAACCUAUAAAUAAAUGACUGUGCUAUAAUGUUUAUAAUUAUUUUUAAACGGGAUCCACGAGUGUGUGGACAGUGUUUUAACGAAAUUCAUGGAAAUGAAAGUAAGAAGAAAAUCUGAUCUUUUUAUCAACCAUUAUUAGCAGCACCCAUAUAAGGUCUUUUUAAUAGCCUGUGGACUUUGCUUAAUAAUCUGUUGCUGUAGUUAAUAUUACAAUCUUAAAAUCCGACCUCAUUGCCAUCUUCUAUAUUUCUGCCACAUUAUGAAUGUAUGAACUGUGUUCUGUGUGUAUGUGUGUUAUUUUCAUCUUUUUCUUGCUAGCCACGUUUAUUUGGUGGUCAUUGAUUAAUUAUGAACACUUCCAUCGCUCUGGUUUUAAUUUUUAAAUUUAAUAAAUUUUUUCUGAUAUUGUGUGCGUGUCUUUGCAGAUUUAUUUGAUGGCCUCCAUGAUUGAGUUUUUUUUUUUUUUUUGUAAAUGUAUUUCUUGUAAGUAUAUAUAAAAGCUUGUAUUUACUGAUGCCUUAUGGUCCAUGGCUUAGCGACUGGUACUCAUCACAAGCUCUUUCUUUGCACUCAUCCUUUAUGAAAAUAUAUGAAAAUAAA